GUACAAAAGGUUUAUCAGAGAGGGGCACAAGUAAAUUGGGUAGCAUCUACUUCACCUUAACGCAGGUGAUGUAAAACUAGCUUAAACCUGUGACCGGACUUGGUUUCUCAUCAUUAUCAUGGAAGAUCAGGACUCCGUGCGGGUUUGCAAGCAUUUUGCGCGCACUGGGAACUGCCGUUACGGCGCCACAUGCCGGUUUGCGCAUGUCGUUGUUGAGGGUUGUGAGAAGAAAGUUCCGGACGGACUAAAGAAUGGCUUUCAAGAAUUGGCUGGGGUUGCAUUGUCCGACAUCAAGGACACCGCGACUGAGCGUCAGCGGCGGCCUUGCGGGCGUCUUGUAACGAGGAAUGCGGGCAAGAGCCAUGUGCUACGGAGAUUCAUUCAUGAAAAAUUUAUCGGGCCUUUGAUUUCAUCAUCAUCUUCACAGCUGGACGAAAGAGAAAAAGAUCUGGACGCAGAAAAAAAGCAGAAAAGCAGGCGAAGAGGACUCCAGGUCUUAGACGUGGCAGGUGGCAAAGGGGAGCUUGGCUUCGAACUUCUACUGCUCAGUUUAAGGCAACCACUAAUCCAUCUCUAGGGGCGAUCCUUCUUCCGUAAGAAUCUCCCCAGGAAUGGAUCGGAGCCAGCUCUAAUCAAUCAUCUCGUGACCAAAGUAGUAAUUGUGGACCCUCGUCCAUUGGAUCUGAGGAAGUGUCGGCGCCGCUUCGACUUGUCCCUUUACACGCGCUCUGACUGGGCGCACGUUGACCUCAAAAAGCACGCUUCGUUUCAGCAAAGACAAGGAGUAAGAACUCGUGGCACCUUAGAUCAUGAAGGAAGGAGCCCGUCGCGCAGAAUCACCGAAAAUUGUGCUACAGCGAAAGACCAAGACCGCGUCGAAACACGAGAUAUAGAACACAAUGCGCGCCAAUUCUCAGACGUGGGAAAAACUCAAUCAGCAUGUUCGUCAGCUUCAUACAAUGGGCAUGAGGACGGCCGCCUACAAGAAACUGUGCAAAAGGUGCACUUCAGCGAUCUAUCCGAGCAACUCGAAAGCUGUCAGUUGCGCUGCCUGCUACGUCGAGAGCUGUGGGCGCCCCUACAAUGCCGUGGAGCAUCUGGAGUGGGAGAGGGCAGAGGAGGUGGCGUCGAUUUUUCCGUGACAAGGGACCAAGUCAAGAAUGAUUUUGCAGAGAAUUUGAAACUCUCAGCAGCGUGGGACUGGAAAAAGCACGACAGGGGACACGAAACGGAAACGCGGGGACGCUGGCAAUCGGUUAUAUUGGAUCGAAACGAAGGCGACUUGGAGGCAAUUGAUACGAAAAGCAUACCGUCGAGAGGAGAUUCGUUUAGUAUUUUUCGGAGGGGGAAGUGGUCUGAAAGUGUUGUGCCGCCAUACUUAGAAGAAACCGAUCAACCAGAACCAGAAGCGUUCGACGACGCGGGCGUGACGAAGAACAAGAAUCGCAUUCGUAGCCUCGCUGACAGCGUCGAAUCUCCCUUCUGCAAUUGUUGGAGGUCCGCUCCACUUUCACACUUCGACGAUACUAUCAAAGACAGCAUCGCCGCAGAUGGUUCGCUAUACUGCAGCCCCUCGGAGACGGAGGAGACCGAACAGUUUCAACAGGAGCGCGUGCACCCCUAUUCUGCAUCAGAGGACAGGCUUGCUUCACAUGUCAAAAGCGUAGACAGCAAACAGCCCGCACUGGCUUGGACAACACCUAUUUCCACUCCAAGCAGUCCCUGCGGCUCCGCAGUCACCCGUGCGCCGUCGUCGCCUAGCACAGGAAGUAGAAGCUCACGAGAACCGAGGGAAAGCUUAGUACAAGAGUGCGGUCACGUACUUCAUCGAGCCGAAGGGUCUCUAUCGCAUGAUGAAAUAGAAAACGAGGAGGGGGGACAGUAUCAAAUCGACGAGAGCAGCCGAUUUCUAGAUGUCGAAUGUGUAGAUGCGGACGAGAGCAGCAGACUUCUAGAUGCGUAUCGGAAGGUUAUAGCUAGGUCUGAUCUCGUCGUGGGCAUGCAUCCAGACCAAGCAGCAGAAGCCAUUGUGGAUCUGGCACUACACUAUAACAUUCCGUUUUUUGUAGUUCCUUGCUGCGUUUACGCAAAAGAAUUCCCAAAGCGGCAUCUUCUUGUAGACGACGUAGUGGACGAUGGAGAUGGGGAAGAACAAGAAGGCGGUCGGCUGGAAGAGGAUGCAGGAACAUCAACUUCACCUAGAAGUUGUUCAGUUCAAGAUAGUCGUAAUCGCUGGUCCGUCAUGGAAGUACAACAUCAAGAGGCUGUUACCAAUUUGACAUCGAUCCCUGCCAGUAAAGAGACAUCUUGUCAUCGUGUUUCCAUUACCCCACUACAGUCUUCAGUGACAACUACACUUAAAAACCCAAAUAUUCGUCCUCCAAAAAGAAAGAAAAAAGUGCAAGUGAAGAGCUACGCGCAGUUACUAGAUUACCUCCAGGCAAAGCAUCCCGCCAUUCGCCGCGAUGUCUUGGAGGGAAUUCAAGGAAAGAACAGCGUCUUAUGGAAAGUUUGAUAGGGUCCCAAGCGUAUCGUUUUUGUGCUGUCGUAGCAACUUGAACUUCCCUAGGAUGGUGUAUACCUACAAUUCGGUUGAUAACAAUUCCGAUUCCCAAGUAUUGCUGCCUGAGGUCGUUGAGACUGAAAAGGUUUCCGACGCCUUGCUCCCACGAGAAU
Molecule: messenger RNA, 2676 nt
Organism: Amoebophrya sp. A25
Lineage: Eukaryota; Dinophyceae; Syndiniales; Amoebophryaceae
Source: the annotation of a GenBank genome assembly